UUUGUCCCAUCGCCGCCGCCUCUCCACCAAAUCCCUCUCGGGAUCCAUCCCCUCCUCGAUUUCACACCAGCCAACCAAAACCAAUCCCUCCCGAUCCACCCAUUCCACCAGCGACCAGAGGAGCCCGAGCCAUCCUGCAGCUGCCUCCUCCAAUCAUGGCGCCGCCAGCCAGGGAAGUCCACCACCAGAGCACCAGGAGCCCUCCAGCCCCUGCUCCCGCGCGCCUCCGUUCAGCGACUGCCGACGAGCAGAUGAGUCACCGCCCAUCUCCUUUUCUUCCCCUGUUUUCCUAUCUUUCCUCCUCUAAUCUCUCCCCCCUCGUUUGAUUUCUUCUAUGUCAGGAUAUGAAAGGGGCUCGCCCCUGAUGCCGUGGCCGCCGACGACCGAAGCUGCCGUGUGCCCUCUCCUUCCGGGCCCUGCCCUCCCUGUCGGGGUUGACCUCCAGCGUCGCCAAGUCCCUCGCCUCACCUCCCUUCAUUCCCAGCUACCCGGCGCCCCUGCGUCCCUGACGAAGCACGCACCUAGUCCUCGCAAGCCGCCGCCCGGAGCAGGCCACCUCAGCUCCUCCUCAACCCCGCCAUCUUCAGCCUCCGCGUCAAGUCCGCCGCUUGCUGUCGUCGUCCCGGUGAACCACGUCGAACCGCCGCGUCCCGUGCCUGCCGGCGCCCCGCCUUCUCCUCUCCGGCGCCUGAAGCUUGUUUCGCCGUUCGCUGCUUGCUCUGUUUCGAGCAUAGGAGAACGCCAGUGCUUCGCCUCGGCCCUCCUCGACCUCCUUCGCAUCGGAUCCGUCGGGUUCCGACCCUCCCCGUCGUUGCCGGACUUCCCAUCUCGCCGGAGCCCCAAGUCCUCACGCCCAAGCCCCUCGCCGGCCUUCCCUGCUUCCGCAUGCGAGAACAACGGAGCCGCGCCCGCGUUGGCCUCUCGUCACGUGACCCAGAUCCGCCAACCAGCCUCCUGGACCGCAAAGCCAGCGCCAGGCCUCCCUCCUCCACCGAACGGGCCAAGGCCCAUGGUUGGUUCCGAUAACGUCGCGUUUGUGAGGACCCGUUCGACUACGUCCGUUUAUCUUCUUCAUGGACUCGUUCUUCUUCCUUGCGGGAUUUCAGUUUGCAGGUGUCGAUGUUACCGAGCAGGUGACGCAACCAAGCUCAAGGAGGAGCUCGAUGAAGUUCGUGUUCAUUGGGUUGUUCCGUUUUCCAGUUGGUCAGUAGUGGAGCCCAGUCGGGACGAUCGGGGAUUUGUGUAGCAUUUGGGGUAGUCUUCUUUUAUUUUGGUUCUGUAGUCGGACCUUGAUUGUAUCUGGUUGAUGUAAUGCUUUAUUCAUGUAAUUGUGUGAAGUGGCGAUUGUAAGCCAACUAUGUAUCUCUUUCCCUUAUGUAUUACAUGGGUUGUGUGAAGAUUACCUCACUUGCGACAUUGCUUUCAAUGCGGUUAUGCCUCUAAGUCGUGCUUCGACACAUGGGAGAUAUAGCCGCAUCGAGGGCCUUACAAGUUUGUAUCAGA
Molecule: messenger RNA, 1503 nt
Organism: Triticum urartu
Lineage: Eukaryota; Viridiplantae; Streptophyta; Magnoliopsida; Poales; Poaceae
Source: RefSeq, a predicted model, not a curated record